CUCUGUCUGCCUUGUCAUUCUCUUCAGACAGCCGGGGAGAGAAGUGAGUAAAAGGAGUACUGACUCUCACAGAGGAUGACGAGAGAAAGAGAUAGCUAUCAACAAGCAGAGAACUCUGGAAGACUUCUGAAACCGACACUGAAACUGAUGCUCUCUUACUGACUGAUUCUACCAUUUUUUUUUUCCACCAGCCAAAGGAGGUAUUCAACACCUGACCAGAGGUAGCAGAGGUCAGGGCAAUGCAUAGGAAUGGAGGGUUAACGUUUGACUGAAGAUGAACAAGCAGAACUGAGCAACAUACUGAAGACUGAGCUUUGUUAGUGCACAUUUUUUCUGGUAAUCGAAGAGAACCACAUUUCGGUGUCAACCAUGAACGUUCUACCUAACCCUAUGGUCAGGGCCCACCAGGACCAGCCUCUUCCUCUCUGUUCCCGAGACUCCCACCUCCAGGAUUUCUCCUCCUGGUGUCCCCCAGGGCUAGGUGCCGAUCAUGUGAACAGGCUAGGGGCCAUGGGGGUCCUGAUUGGACAUGACAGACCAGGAAAACCCCCAAUGGAGCUUAGGAGGAAGAUCAACAGCCGGGAGAGGAAGAGGAUGCAGGACCUGAACGUCGCCAUGGACGCUCUGAGGGAGGUGAUGGUGCCUUACGCCUCCUCCUCUCCUUCCUCCUCGUCCUCCUCCCAGGGGCCACACUGCAACCAGCAGCAGCUAGGACCCCAACCCGGACGCAGGCUCUCCAAGAUCUCUACAUUGGUCCUCGCCCGUAACUACAUUCUCCUCCUUGGCUUGUCUCUGCAGGAGAUGCGUCGGCUCCUUGGGGAGGUCAGUGUUGGGGUGGGGGUUAACGCAAGGCCCGUCCCCAGGCUGCUCCUGGCCGGGGGGUGGCCCCUCUUCGCCGGCCCCAGUCAGCUACUCCUUUCCCCCGAGUCUCUCCUGACCUCUGCCUCUUCCUCCAAGUGUCCUCUUCUACCCCCUGGCCACUUGGAGGGCCCCAUGGUCCCGGUGCAGUGGGGCUCAGCUGGGGCUCCUGGAGGGCCACUCUGCCCCUGUGGGGUGUGCAGAUUACCUAGGUUCUGCCACCCUAGCCCUGGACCCAGGUUCCCAAAGUGAAGCCUGUCUGCUACCCAGAUGAGAUGUGUUCUGGUUUGGUAUGAGGUUGUCUUCUGCUCUGCUCUUCUCUUCUCUACUCCAUCCUACAAUGAUUCAUUAUUCUGAGUGGACGGACUUCUGGUCAUGGACACAUAAGCGUUUACUUUUGUUACUUUUGUAUGAAAUUUUGUCUUUCUCAUGUCUUUGACUAAUUCAGAUUUUCAAUGUUGAAUUUGUUGUAAUGGAUGCUUGUCCAUUGUGUUUCUUGCACUGUGGUAAGUGAAACUUAAUAUCUUUUAUUUUUUAUAAAUCAAUUCUAUUUUAUAAGACAAGAGUUCUAACACAGCAAAAUAAUUGUCAUUUAAUAAUUACCAUUAGAUAUACAGUUAUUAAAAAAAAUCAUAUUCGUACAAAGUUAUUUCAAAAAGUGUAUUUGAAUAAAGUUAUUUCAAAAAGUGUAUUUGAAUAAAGUUAUUUCAAAAAGUG
Molecule: messenger RNA, 1575 nt
Organism: Salvelinus fontinalis (brook trout)
Lineage: Eukaryota; Metazoa; Chordata; Actinopteri; Salmoniformes; Salmonidae
Product: oligodendrocyte transcription factor 1-like
Exons: 1
Coding region: 370-1110 (246 amino acids)
Molecular function (GO): protein dimerization activity
Source: RefSeq, a predicted model, not a curated record